Molecule: messenger RNA, 4380 nt
Organism: Heterotrigona itama
Lineage: Eukaryota; Metazoa; Arthropoda; Insecta; Hymenoptera; Apidae
Source: the annotation of a GenBank genome assembly
GUUAAAGCAUGAAUAUUCUAUGUGUCAUUAUUUCGUAAAACUUUAUUUAAACAAUAAAAUAAUAUUUUAUAUUAAUAUAAUAAUAUAGACAUAGAUGGAAGCAUUUAUCAUUAUCACAGUGUUUCUCAAUAGCUGCUUUUAAGAUAUUUUAACAUUCAAUAAAUACUUUAAUCAAAAGGAAUUAUUUAUCAAUAGUACAGUAACAUAGAAUUGUAAAAUAUCUGUAUAAAAUGAAUAUUGCUUGAUAUACGUAUCUUUUAAAACCUCUACAAAUUUUAUGUUUGUUUACCUAAAUAUAAUGCAUAUUUUAUUAUUCGUGCCUUGUUGAGUUUCUUUCGCCAAAUUCUAUUCAUCAAGUAGUAGAUUGAUAAUGAUUGAUAAAAAAUAAUUUCUAGUUUAUUAUAUUAUUUUUGCGGGUAAAUUUUUUUAAGUAAAUAUCCACGAAAUUGAAGUGAAAAUGGCCAACAUUUCAAACUCUAUAAAAGAUGAAUCUCUAACUAACUCACAAGAUACGCAAGUUAUGGGCUGGAUUAAACGUACGCAAGGUGAUGGAAUGGAAAACGUGACAGCUGAGAAAAAUGAAAUUAAACAGACAAAAUACCGCCUUGGUGAAACAUUGAUUUAUCAUCCAACAAAUUUAAAACAAUUGAGUUCAAUUCCACCAGUUAUGCCAAAUGGUCCAAUAGUAAAUUUAAUACCAAGACAUGUUACUAGUGUAAAAGAUGAAAAACAUAUUUUGAAUUCUUUGAAAUCAAAAGAACCAAAGUUUAUUCCUUAUGAACCUUAUAAAGCUGCAGUCAAUCCUAUCAUUCCAUAUGAAAAGAAGAAUAAAAAAUCACAAAAAGGUAAUGUAAAUGUAAAUAUGACUGUCUCUCAAGUUGCUGCGAUGAAACUUCACGAAACAAAGGUAUCUAAUGAUUUGAAGACAAUAGAGGAAGAUAAGUCUGUAGAAAGUGAAUGGUUAAAAGAAAAGAAAGCAUAUGAAGCAGAAAUACAAAAACUUAAAGAAGAAAAUAGUCAACUUGAAAAUCAAUUGAAAUUUCAAGCGCAGGUUAAUGGAGAAUUAAAAAACUUAUUAGUGGCUGCUGUUGGAGAAGAUCUUGAAACAAAAGUUCAUUUAUUGACUGAAGAUAAAUUACAACUUGCUCGAGCUCUUUUAAAUUCUGCUCAACAUUUAUCAACCCAUCAAGAACAAACAGAGUGGUUGGCAGGUCAAUGUGAAGUAUGGAGAAGUAAAUUCUUAGCCAGUAGUUUAAUGGUGGAAGAACUUGCAAAAUGGAAAGCAGCUCUUUGUCAUAGAACUAUAGAUCUUCAGGAAGCAAUAAAAAGACUUCUAGAGGAUCGAAAUCUUAUACGAGACAUAUCUCUUAAAACAUACAGAACACUCAGUAUUUUACGUGAAAAUUUUGAUCCUGUUGGAACUGUUUCUUGUAAAAGACAUGAAUUACCAAGUACAAAUAUAAUAGAUUUAGCACAAGGCUGUUGUCAACUUGCAGAAAUUCUAAAAGUUCAAUUAUUAAGUGGUUUAGAAAAUAUUAAUUUACAGAAGGAAAUUAAUGUAACUGGUUUAGAUAUGAAAACACUUGCUGAAAAGACUGCAGAACAACUUCUUAUGAGUCCAAAAUUGCUUAUGUCAGGAAGACAAGAUGUAGCUUGUAGUGCAGUGAUGGGAGCAGCUGUUGCAAUUGGUGGCCAAAUAUUUCUUCCACGAAAAAACGCAAGAAAAAUAUUUUCAUUCUUGCCUGAAAAUAAUGGAGAUAAUCGUUCACCUAAAGAAAAUACUCCGGUUAAAAUUAAAGAAGAAGAAACUAGUGAUGAAAUUCAGGAAUAUGCAGCAACUGCAAUGAGUGAGUUAUUAGGAUGGUAUGGCUAUGAUAAAGUGGAUAAUGGUUGUACAAAAAGUUUAAACCUGGAUCAUUUUACAUCUAUUUCUGAUACAAAUAUAAAAAAUCAAGCACUUCAAAUUAAUCAAGAUAUUGUUUCAAGGCAACUAACAUUAAAACCUCCAGCAAUGAAUACAUCUAAUUCAGCUUGUGAAGUUUCUAAUAUACCAUUGUCUUAUUCCAAUAAUAAUUUAAUGUCUAUGAAUAGACAACUCAUAUCUCCCUUACCAUUAAAAUCAGUAUCUUUUGGUACUACAUCUACAUUUCCAUAUAAAACUUAUCCAAAUUCUAUUUAUUCAGAUAAUAUAUCUUGUUCUUGGUGUGGUAAAAUUAUUCAAACACUUGACUCAGAAAGAUUUCUUUCUUAUAAUACGAUGAAUGCUUUGGGAUACUUUUGUAGUGAAGCCUGUUUUGCAGCUGGUCGAAGAGCAGUUUUUAAACAAACAAAAACAUGUGAUUGGUGCAGACUUAUACGAAAUCCAAUUAGUCAUGUUGAUCUUCAAGAUGGUGGAAAUCAACUUCAAUUUUGUAGUAAUAAAUGUUUAAAUCAAUACAAAAUCAAUAUUUUCUGUCAUGAAACACAAACUCAUUUAAUGCUUCAAGAAAAAAGUUGUUUAAUAACACCAGAAUUAUGGUUUCGAAGUUGUCAGUCACCAUUAAAUAAUCCUGCAGAAAAUACGUAUUUAGUUGAUACACACUUAACUCAUAAUUUAUCAUCACCUCUUUGUGAUAACAGAUCAAUAGAAAUUGAUAGCGAAAUAUCAGUAGAACUUCAUCAAAAAGAAUCUAGAAAAAAGGAUUCAGUAUACUUAAAAAAAUGUACAAAAUCCAAUAAUUGCAAUAACCACAAAAAAGAUUUUUAUACAGAGAUUAACAAAUGUGAUAAAGAGCAAACUUUAGCAAAUGAGAAAAGCAAAUGCUGUCAUUCCAUAAUUAAUCAAACUAAUUGUAAAAUGAAUUUAGAAAACAAUGAUUCCACAGAGGAGUAUAUGAUGGAUAAUAUAAAUCAUAUUUCACAUGAAAAUAGCAAUACAUUUUUAGGAAGGAACGUACAUGUAAAAAACAUAAAAAAUUUACAAGAGAGAGAACAUGACAGUCCAUCAGAAAAUAUGUUACAAUCAUCAUCUUGGCUUGCAGAUUCAACUAGAUCUAUAAUGCAUGAUGAAAUUCCAUCUUUAUCUAAGUCUUACAUAAAUGAAUCUAAUCAAACAAAAUGUCAGAAUCAAACUAACAUAUUUUCAUCAGCUAAACAAUCCAAUCCAAUUCAAUUAUUUCAUUCAUUACCUACAACAUUUUUGUCCCCCGUUACAGUUCUUGUACCAUAUCCUCUACCCAUACCUAUACCAAUCCCUAUACCUAUUCCAAUUCCUAUAUCAACAGCAAUUUUUAAUAAAUUAAUAACUGAUAAAGGAGAUUCCAUAAAUAUAAAAGAUUCAAAAUAUAAAAAUGUGGAAUGUAAAGAUUCAACAAAAGAUAAAUAUCCUAUUUUUGAUACAUCGCAAAUUAAAAAAAUAAAUAUAUCAACGACAGAAAACUUGCAGAAAGUAAAAUUAGAUAAGUUUUGUUUUUCAUCAUCAUCUUUGAAAACUAAUAAUGAAAUCGAUGUUUCACAUCAAUCACAACAGAAUAAAAAGCUUUUACGAAAAAGAAAACGCUCCAAUAAAAUCUUUAAUCAUGAACAUGAAAAAAUUCAGUUGAAAAAGAAAAAUAAUUUUAUAGCAACUUGAAAGACAACUUAUAAGAAGAUAUUUUUUAAUGAGAUGUAUAUAGAAUAUUUUUUAUUUGUAAUUAAUAACUUUAAAAAGUAAAGUAAGUAAAUAUUAACAGACAAAAAUGAUCUUUUCACUAAUUAUAGUAAUGCCACUAGAUGUAAUAGUAACUGAAUAAUAAGGAAUUUUUUAUUAUUCAUAGCUUCUAUCAAUAAUUUACUUUAAUGAUUUAAUUAGAUAAAAACACUGUAAGAAAAAAGUAAUUAUUCUGCAUUAUAGUCCUCAAAUAUAAUAUAUAAUUUUUCAAUUUCAUUUCUUAGAAUUUGAUUGCAUGUGUUUUAAUAUGUUUUAAAUAAUUUUUUGGAACUAUUAUUUUUGUUACAAUAAAAGAAAUUUAUUUAUAAUUUGAAUAUAUUUCAGAAAAAUAUUUUACAGUUGAGAUAUAUAUUUCUUAUAUUUUUUAGUUGAGAUAUACUAUCUUUUUUAUAUCUUUGUACAAUAUUCAUAUAAAUAAAAAAUAAAAAAAUUUACAAUAAAAAAAUUACAUAUUCAAAUUAUUGUAAUAUAUGAGAAAAAAAUAAACAUUGUUUUUUUAACAAAUAUUUACGUUUUCCUUAGUAUUAAGAUUCAUACCCAUAAAAAUAUUUUUAAUAAAAAGAUGUGUAUAUAUAUAUAUAUAUAUAUAUAUAUAUGUAUGUGUAUAUAAUAAAUAUUACUAUGUAAAUAAUUAAAAUUAAAUACAAAAAUAAUGUAUACUAUAAUAAUUAUAGCUUUGUCCAAAUAAAUAA